AUGAAGAUCUCCGAGAAAAAAAUGAACCAAUGUACUGCAGCUGGAGUUGGGACCCGAGCGGGCCGGAAGGACCCCGCAGCCGAGAGAACGCCGAGUCCCCGGCUGCGCCAUAGCGACCCGAGGAGGCCGCCGAGGGGACAGCCGCCCGCGCGCAGCCUCCUCCUACAGCUCCGGCGCGGUCCCGCCCCGGGGCGGUCUCUGGCUCCGUGCCGCCGCUCUGCCUGCCGGCUGCGGAGGCCUCGUUCUAUCCGCCGAGGCCUGGGGGCCCAGCGGCCUCCGGCUCCGCUUCUGCCUCCGUACGGAUCAGCCGCCGGGCGCCGGGUUCGAAUUUCAACUGUGGACUUAAGAAAAGGAGAUCAAGAAAAGAUGGACUGGAAUGUAAGACCACUCCAGAAUGCAGAUGCACAGAAUAACCUGCAAAGUCAAGAAUCCUGUUACACUCAAAUGCUUUCUAAUGCACAAGCUUUUCCUCAAACAAAUGCACUUUCUUCUGAAAAUGCAUGCAAUUAUGUGGGAAAUAACCAAGUGUAUCUACCAACUGUUAAUACUGCUUUACCAGGAACAUCUGUAGCCAUAAAAAAUUUUCUUACCUCGGAAUACUCAGUCAAUCAGUCUCCACCAUCCUAUGUACCACCUGCACCGACACUUCCCAAUCAGACAUCACGUGCACAGGGGGAGAUGACUCAGAACUCUUGGCAAAACUCUGGUAGGCUUAUUUCUUCUCAUAGAAAGCUUCCUCUCCUGUCUUCUCAAAUGAGUGGUGGAAACAGCGUGCCAAAUGUGUUUCGAGGACCUCAUUAUGCCACUUCAAACAGUUAUGCUGUUUGUUCACAAACAUCACAGCAGCGUUCUCUGAGAACUAUGUUGCAUCAAAGUAACCGUGAAUGCAUUAAUUCUUCAAAGUUGGGGUGCGUCCCGCAGUAUAACACAAAUACCUCUGCUUCUUCUCAAAGCAUUUCUGUUCCUGUCAAUCAGUCAUCCAGUCAAUAUCUCCAUCCCCAGAAUAACUGUCUCUCUUUCGGUACAACUGGGCAAAUGCAUAAUUCCAAUAAUCAGAUUCAGUUUUCACAGUCACUGAGUCAAAAUACUGCAACAAAUGUACAGUUGCCACAAUAUGUGCCAAGUCAGAUGGGAUCAGGAGCUCCCAGUGGAUGUUCUGCACCAUCUUUGUUGCCUGCCAACUAUGAUUCAAAAACUGUAGCACAACCUUUGCUAGGUGCACAGCAUACAGUUCACAAUGUGUUUAAUAAAUACCCUCUCCAGGGCUGCCCAUCAGACAAAAAAAGUGCUUCUGGUUUUAACAGUGUUCAGCAAUACUCACUGAAACAUCAACUGGGAGAAGUCAGUCAAGGCGUUAGGAAUGGCUGUAAUUCAAGUGGAAAUGUGACAGUAAAUCAGCUCUUUAGUGACAAGUCUGCACCCCCCACCGACAUUUCCUCAGAACUUUAUGAUAUUAUGCAAGGAGCAGCACCUUUUUCUUCAAUGGAUGCUUCACAGCCACUGUGUGAUCCUGUUUCAGUUCAAGAAAGGCAGACUACUAGUUCAGUGAAUGUGCCUGCUAAUUCUCAAACUUCUUUAGCAAGAGAAGAUAAAAGAAAAAUGACGAGUGACACUCUAGCUUGGGAAACUCAAAGACUGCAAGUUAUUAAAAGAAAAUGUGCUCUGCUUGAAAGGAUGCACCAGUAUAGAAGAAAAUUUUUGACUUCAAAAUGUGACAAAAGCACUUCCACGCUUCCUCCAAGUUAUGAAAAUGCACUCUCUAAUCGUCUUUCUCAGAUGCCCAAGCAAAAUGUAGUAUCUUCCCUAUCACAGGCAGUGAGGACAGACAGUCAGCAGCACUCUAUUUUUGGAUCUUCACCUGAAGGAAGAAAUGACAAAAACAUAAUUGGUGGUGACAGCAGAGGGUUAGAAGUGACUCAGGGUAAUCAUCAGGUAGAGCAGGGAAGCCUUUCAUCAGGGCCCCUUCCCAUUCCUUCCCACAGUGAACUUACAGCUCUAUUAAAUAAUCCUGAGAAUUCUCCCAUCUUGGACCAGAAGAAUGCCUUGGCCUCUUCUCAGAAAAUGCUGACAUCCUUGAAUGAUGCUUCAUGUCACAGUCAACCGAAUAGCUCUAGCAGAGAUGCAACAACAAAUGUGGAAAGUUAUCCUGAGAACUCAGCAUUUCUUCAGUUUGUAUUGAGCAGCACAAAUAUGUUAAAAGAGAAGAAAGCUGGUACUAUUGCUGAUAACAUACUGACUAAUCUCCUUUCUAAUGAAAAACAACAGGUAGAUUUAACAGGCUUGGGUGGAAGCUUAUUAAAAGACACUAGUGAGAAAGGUGAUUUGGUAUCUACGGUCCACACACACAAUCCCGUAUCAGGAAUGAUGGAAUCUAAUGCAAAUAAAUUCCAUGGUGAUGUAGCUCAGAAAAAAAUGCAGUUUUCUGAAAGUCCGUGUUUUAAACAGAACAAUGGUAAUUAUUCUCUAGAAGAGCUAACUGCAUGCCUAGGCUUAUGGAAAAAACAAGGUCCAGAACCUGUGAGUGUUCAAAAUAGCCAGUCAGAUGAAAACACUGCAGCAAAUCAGAUCUCAUCAUUACCUCACAGCCAAAACACAACAAAUAAGAGAGAACAAGGUAAUCUUCUGGUUAGCACAGAUGUAACAGUCUUGCCUUUAACAACCACUUCCAUAGGACAAAAACAUGACAUGUUAAGUUGCAAUUUGAUAAAAGGUUUAGAACUUCAAAUUGCAGUUGUCUCUCCUUUAGUGCUUUCUAAUCAGAGAGCUCAGAGUGAACAGGUAGACAAAUGUCCAACAUCUGCAGAUAAAACCUAUCCAGUGAUUGACACAGGAAGCAUACGCAGCAUGCAAGAAGAGGGGAAAAAUGUGGUAAAUACUGAUAAAGGAACAAUAGAAAGUGUUUCUUCAUCACCUGAUGACUGCAUUCUGAUACAGACGGAGGACCCAUGUUUACAACAGACCAAAUCACCUGAUGGAAAGAGAAUAGUAGAAAACAGUAUGAAUGCAAAUAAUUCAUGUGGUGAAAACAAAAGGAAACUCAGUCAAGCCAUGAGAGAUGCUGAAGAAAAUCUACAGAACAAACUUCUUCCUGAAUUGGGCCAGAGUUUUUCUAGUAAAACAUUCCAAGAAGAUAUAAAAGACCAUGAUGGCAAGAAAGCAGUGGUAGGGACACAAAAUAAUACUCCCUCAGCUGUGAUAGAAGAACAGAUGUUCCAUAUUGCUAGCGUAUGUUCCCUUGUUGAAGGUGAUAAAUCAUAUAAUCCACAAAUAGCGAGCAUGUUCAGCUCGGUCCCUCAGACACAUGCAUUUAACAGUGGUACCCCAUCAGAAGAAAAUGCGUCUGACCCAAGGCAAAAGGAGCAGCUGAUGAAAUUGAAUAAAAAUGACCUGAGGGAGAACGCUCCUCAGCGAGAGACCUUGCUGCAGAAAGCAUUGCGAGAAUCAUCAUGCUGCAUUAGUGAAAUAGAUGAGAUUUUGAAUAGUACUAUAACUAGCCAUUCUAAGAAAGAAAGCAGUGGCAAGCUUCCUAGCACAGUUUCUACCUCAGAGCAAAAAAAGCCAGUAAAUACAUUUUUCAAGUAUCCUGAAAAUGACUUGGGAAUUCUUGCUAGUAUAAACCAGGAGUUAGCUAGAAAUUCACUAGAUUCCUUGGUAAGCGUAACUGCUGAAACAAAUGCAUUCACUGUUACAACAUGCAGCAGAAAAGAAAAUGUCGCAUCCACUAAAAAGAGCGUAGAAGAGCUACAUGUUUUUGGAGCAGAGCCCAUUACAUAUCUAGAUAAUCAGCUUACUGAACUUAUGAAAGAAUUUCCAUUUGGCAUUGAAGGGGCUGAUAUUCUGACAAAAGAACCAGCAAGAAACAAUUCUGUGGCUGAGCAGAGAGAGAAUCAAGCUCAAAAAGAGACUCAUGUUUCUGCCAAAAAAACUGAUUCAAAGAACCCAAUAGAUCAGCUACAAAUUGCACAGUUAAACUCUGGUCAGGUGCAGGAGUUACUUCCUGAAAAGAAGCUAUGUUCUUCUACUGAAAACAGUGGAGCAUUGAGUCAACAGUCUGAAAAGACUCCAACCCAGGAGGGCAGCCUUGAAUGCAGUGUUCAGCCCAGUCAAAGUCUAUGUAAGGAGAAAGAAAACCCACAAUCCCCUUCCAGCUCCGGAAAUAAAGAGGUUUGUAGUUUAAUGGGUUGUCUAUCUGUGUCGGGUGAAAUGUCACAGAGCUCCUGUAAACGUAGAACUUCUGUUUCAGAUAAAAAUGCCGAGCAACUUUCAGAAGCUGAAAACACUAACUCUGCAGGAAGACAAGAAAACAACAGUAAAUCUGAUGCCAUAAUGAAGAACAACAGUGUGGUAGAAAACCCACCAAUUUGUGAAAAUGUUCAAAAUAGCAUUCAGAAAAAUAAAAAAGAUGUAUGCAAAUACACCUCUGUAACAAAUGAAAAAUCCAAGAGGAACAACGAACACAAACCACUUUCACCACAACUGGGAAAAAUUGGGCCACUUAAUUCCUCUGAAAAACAAGAUGUUAAUAGUUCAAAAAGCAGUAACUUGAAGGAAGAAAUGCAAGAGUCUGGAAGAACUCCGUUGUUAAAGAAAGAAUUUUAUUGUGACAAAAAAGAUCAUCAGAAAGUCUCAGAAGGGGAGUUGUCAGAGAAAGCUGGUUGUACAGACACAGAUAAUAUGAUGAAGUCAUCUGAAAAGAAGGAGAGAAUUUUCAAAAUGAAGUCCCUUUCAAAAGAUAAAACCAGAACAGAUUUGGCCACGAAAUCCCAAGGAGACCUUCAUAAGUAUACAAAGUCAGAGAAUGUUGCAGUUAAGCACAGUGAAGUCUGUAAAGGACAAAAAAGAAAAAUCCGUGACAAGAAUACGAGUAAAGAACAGAACUGCAAGAAACGAAAUGUAGGAAUUAAUACUGAAGGGAAAGCAAAGUUAUCUCCAGAAAUAAAACGUGAAAAGGUGAAUAGUUGUCAAGCGGAAGCUAUGAAGUUCCCAAACUUUGGCAUUAGAGACUUAAAGCCAAGCAACAAUACAUUUUCUCAGCAUAAAUCUAUUAAAGCACAUCCGCCACAGGAGGAGUCAUGCAAACGAAAGAGGAAGGAUAAUAUGAUUGGAAAAACAAGCUCAAAAAAAACAAAGGUGAAAGAUGAAAGGCUAGAACAGUCUGAAACAAAGAAUUCCAAGCGGCAUUCAAAUGAUCACAAGAAAAAUACUGACAAGACUAAAAAGCUGAGUGGAGAAAAUGUCUGGAAACCUAAGAAUUCAUUAGCAGAUCGCUCUAUGCUUAAACUACAGAGAAGAAGGGGUCUAUCUACCAUCUCCAAAAACCACUUUUCUAACAAAGAAAGACAUCUUGAUGGCCAAAACAAAGACAAGUGUUCCGAGAAAAUGUUUUCUGAUAAAAACUUGCUAUAUUUAAACAGAAGAACAAACAGAUUAAAAUUACAUCUUCAAAAGGAACCCAAAAAACACUACCUAAAUAGAGUUGCGUUUAAACGUACUGCUCAGGAACGCAUAUUUCUGACAAAGUUGGAGACGUCACCUGUCAGGCCUGUCUUGCAUGUAAAGUCUGAAGUAUCACAACAUAGUCUAGAUUCAAAAAGAGAUGCUUCUCUCUCUGAAAAUGAGAAACCAGGGAAACGGCAAGUGCUUGAAUUUAAGCUGUGUCCAGAGAUACUGUUCAGAAAUUCAGUCACUGAUGAUGAAAGCUUAGCUGCAAAGAAUUUUCUGGAAAAAGAGAAAACUACUGUGGCAGGUGUCAAGAGUAAAAAAGAAGAUUGGUUAAAGUAUGAUUCGGUGAAGCAAAAAAAGUUGAAGGAGAUCUUUACAGCUGAGGACUGUAUUCCACUUGAUACAGCCAUAGAAAUACUGGAAGGAGAUGACAAGGCUCUUCACAUUCCGACGAAAGACUCCAAACAGAUGUUUCAAACCUACAGGAAAAUGUAUCUGGAAAAAAAGAUGGAAAAGCCUGGAUAGCACUCCUGUAUCAUACAUCAUACUUGAUACUACUGGGAAAAAAAUGCUGACAUUAGGAUUCUUUUUCCAGUUUACUUCAUUUUUUUGCAUAAGU
Phasianus colchicus (ring-necked pheasant) is the source of this 6061-nucleotide messenger RNA. It is a transcript of the gene RESF1, whose product is annotated as retroelement silencing factor 1. Gene Ontology annotation, molecular function: histone methyltransferase binding. The record is from RefSeq and is a predicted model, not a curated record. Gene Ontology annotation, cellular component: nucleus. NCBI's taxonomy places the organism in Eukaryota, Metazoa, Chordata, Aves, Galliformes, Phasianidae.